Molecule: messenger RNA, 2868 nt
Organism: Xyrichtys novacula (pearly razorfish)
Lineage: Eukaryota; Metazoa; Chordata; Actinopteri; Labriformes; Labridae
Source: the annotation of a GenBank genome assembly
AGGAGUGGGCGGAGCUUCAUUGUAAUCUCCGGCUACAUUCACUUGACUCGAGAGGAGGAAAACACGACACUGACGGUCAUCUGUCAGCGCCGUUUGAGGGCAGGAUAAAAUCAGUUUUAAUCUUUUUUUCUCCUUUUGACUUUUCCUCACACAGUCACGUCAUGUCUUUCUGUCGGUUUUUCAGCAGUGAGGUCUAUAAGGAUCACUUCAAACCAGGUGAGCAGACGGUGGCUCUUGUUGCAGUUAGCAGUGAUGUGAUGUAACCUCCUUAUAGUCUGGAUUAUGGAGGAAAACAUGACUAUAUUAUUGUUAUUAUUGUGCUUUAAUUCACAUCAAAAACGACUAUUAGAUGAUGUGUAAUAUCUGUGGUAGAGUAUAUGGAGAGGAUAGGCGUUUCAUUGCAACACCUGUUUAUAGGCACUUCCAAAAGAGCAUUUAACCUUCACAAUUAUAAGUGACUCAAUUAAAAUGAACAUAGAAUAAAUUAUUAAAGAUUCUUAAGCAUAAUUUGAAGGCAUAUCUGGGCCACAAGCCCCAUCACCAGUAUGUACUCAGUAAUUUGAAUGCACUGGUAAGAAAAGUACUUUUUUUUUUUAAAUCAGGGAUAAACAUACAAAAUGAGUCCAGUCACAAUAACACAUUUGUGGCAAAGCAAACAAACAUGCCCAAUUAGACUAACAUACUCUCCCAUCUAUUAGACUUCCCUUCAUUUUAUAAUGUGUAAAGUAAGAACAUUUGAACAAUGGAUGUCACAUUUUCUCAUUUUUUCUCAAGAUCUACCAAUAUCAGUUUUCAAAUGUCCAAGUAGUUUAAUAGUUUGGUUAUUCAAACCAUUUAUCAGAGGUAUUUAGAGCAGUUCAGGUCUCUGUGCUCUUAUAAAUCUGAUCUAUUUUGACCAACGUCUCUUAAAUAUCUCCAACUGUUGUCUCAGAGUGAGUGUAAGAAAGUACUUUUUACUUAUUACUUGAAUAGAUAAACAGAUUCAUGGUUGUACUUCUACCUAACUAAAAUCCAUUCAUGUUACUGUAGUUUUACUUGAGAGGAAUAUUAAAGUACACUUGUCACCUAAAAUUAAUGUAAGCUAAUUUAUAGAGAAAUAGUUUUUUUUUCUUUUAAUUGGGUAUCUUUUCCUUACCGUCCCCCAUAGGUAUGUAUGUGUGCUCACAGUGUAACCACCCACUCUUCUCCAGCCGGUCAAAGUUUGCCCACUCGUCCCCCUGGCCAGCUUUCACUGAAACCAUCAGAGAGGACAGCGUCACCAAGAUGAUGGAGAGUCUCACUGCAUACAAGGUCACAAACUCAACUAAAGCUGCAUCAUUUCAUGAAGUAUUUGUUCUUCUUCUUUAAAGAAGACAUGGCAAGAUGAUGUGGCUGUGCUCCGUUUGUGCAGGUUCUGUGUGGAAAGUGUGGGAACGGUCUGGGUCAUGAGUUUGUAAAUGAUGGCCCAGAGGAAGGGAUGUCUCGAUUCUGAAUAUUCAGCCACUCGCUCAAGUUUGUCCCCAACAAAGGUAAGAGGAAAACAAACAUAAAUUAGGUUGUGAUGAUGGUGGCAGGAGACUUAAAUAGAUGAGAAACAAUUCCUUAAAUAGAUGAUAGGCAUGGCUAAAUAAAAACCCAAAUGAUGAGGAAAAUAUUGGGUCAUUGUGUAAGGGCUUGUUCUUGUUUAAUCCUGUUGUUUCAAAACUGAAGAUGGUGCAUAAAGCAAAUAUUACUUAGAAUACUGUGUUAGAUACUGUAGUGUUUGAGGACUGAUAACUGGAACAGUAAAUGUUCCAGACCCUGAUAGUGAUGUGUCAGAAAAGUUUCAUGAGGUGCUGUGCUGCUUCAUUUGGACCUACUUACCUAGUUUUACUUCACUGAAAAUGGUUUAGAAAAGUUAGCUGAAGUUGCCGUAAGCAACAUGAACUUUCUUAUGGAAAAAAAACCCUUCUCCUGCCACCUAGUAUCACUCCCUCAUGUGUAAACCUCUGAGGCAAGGAGAGGGAACGACCCAAGUACAUUCAUUUAAGCUUACAUGCUUACCUUUAGGAUUGGUUGUUUAAUUCGUCUCUUUGCACUUUUUAAAAAACUAAAUAUAAGCAGUUGCUCACAGACUUUUUUUGUUUAUUUUGCCAAACAUGUUUUCAAAGUGGUAGUGACUAUGUUCCUCUGUAAUUUCUGUCCUAGGCAAGGACAAACACUAAAGAGCGAGGUCCAGGUUUACCCUCCAACUGCUGCUCCAGUAUCUGCUGCUCGGUCCAGGAUCAGUCAGCAGUUUCAGGUCAGUGUGUGACGUGGGCAGGAGAAAAGGCCUGAGAGGGACGUCCUGUCUGCUGACAAAUCUUUGACCUGUUUGUGCUGCUGUGACAGGACCACGCUACACCUCUGCAAAAGUUACAUUCCUUAAAUACCUCAUAUUUAGAUGCAUACUUUCUAUAUGUGUAGAUUCAUAGGUUAAGCAUAGCUACAUUUGUCUUUCAGGAGGUAUCUGUCAUUUACUGCUGCUGCUGUCUAUUAGAUCCUGUUGAGUUAAAUAUCAAAAUGCUCAUCUACUCCAAUUACAUUCCAAAGAGUAAAUGUAACCAUGUUAUCUAUGCACUUACUAAGAAUGCCUGCAGUCUUGCAUUUAAAUGCAUGUUUAUUUUAAAAGUAUGCAAUAAUAAAUUCAACAGUCAUAUCAUUUCUCUCCCUCUUUGUCAUGUACUGUAUGUCAGUUUACUUGAAAAAAUACUUUAAGUCUGUCUUUCAGAACUUUUGGUUUGCUUUAAAAAGAAAUCCCAUUUGAGUUUAGAGCUCAGAGCAGUAAUAAGAUUUGAUGUCAAAUAUUUGAUGUUAUAAUUGUAAAGGUGCAUAUAUGAAAGACCAAAUAAAGGAAAUAGUUUGAUACAU